AUGGAAUCUUAUGUGGAUCCAAAGAAAUGUUCAAUAUGUCGUCAAAAUCCAAUCAAGUAUACCUGUCCACGAUGUUCCUUACGCACAUGUUCGUUAUCAUGUUGUAUUGAACAUAAGAAAACACUGAAUUGCAACGGUCAACGUGAUAAAACAUUGUUCAAAUCGUUGAAUACAAUGACCGAUCUGGAUCUUUUGUCAGAUUAUCGUUUUCUCGAGGAAGUCAAUCGUCAAGUUGAAACAAGCAAACGUGAUGAACUGGCUAAUCGAAUGAAAUCAUUAAACGAAUCAACACGUUUUCAGAAAUUAAUUCAAAGCAAAUUAAAAUCAUUGUGGUCUAUUCAGAUUCUUUAUCUGCCUCGAUUCUCUACUCGACAUAAACAAAAUCAAAUGUGGUUCGAUAGAAAAACCGAUGACAUUUUUUGGCACGUCGAAUGUCGCGUCUUUCUGGACACGUUUCAUACAUGGACGAUCACUCGUAUGCCAACCAAAGACACAACAUUGGCGAAUCUGUUAGGAAAAUUUCGUGAGGCAAAUCAAUCCGUAUCUCCAAAAGUCAACAACUUCUCAUCAGAAGAACAAGUUUGUGUUUAUAUCGAGAAUUUCGGUCAGAAACGAACACAAUUUGGUAAAUACGAAAAGCGUUCGUUCAAUACAGUUAUUGAUCUCUUUCGUGAAAGAGUCUUCAUUGAAUUUCCAAUACUAUACAUAUCGCUAUCAUGCGUAUUUAUGAUGAAUUCAAAUCAUCAUUCAUCAUUAUGUUCUUGCAUUAUAUGGCCGUUUAACAAAGAAUUAUAUAGAAAGAUUAAUUGCUAUUUGGCAUUAGGUAUUUGGAGUCAAUUUACAUUUCUGGCACAAUGGUGGUCGAAGAGUGAUUGUGUACUCUAUAUCGACCCGGUGGAUAUGGAACGAGUUCGUAAGGAACAUGCUAUUGUCAUAAUGAAUCAUAAAUACGACAUUGAUUGGCUUGCUGGUUGGAUAAUAUGCCAACGUUUAGGAAUCAUGCAUGGUUCGAAAAUAGUCGGUAAACAAUCUCUUCGCUUAGUACCAAUUGUCGGAUGGUGUUGGAUAUUUACGGAGUCGAUCUUCUUACGUCGAGUGUGGGAGAGUGAUCGAGAAACACUAGUCAAAGAUUUACGGAAAGUUUUAGCAAAUUAUCCGCAGAAUUAUUUUUUUAAUUUUUUACUCUUUUGUGAAGGAACACGAUUUACAGAGAAGAAACGCUUAGCAAGUAUGAAAAUCGCUCAAGAAAAGGGCUUACCAGAAUUGAAGCAUCAUAUCUUACCACGUACGAAAGGUUUCACACUUUUACUGCAAGGUGCAGAAAACCGAAUUACGGGCAUAUAUGAUUUAAAUGUUGGCUUCAAGAAGUCCGGUGCUGAGCCAACAUUUCUUAGUAUAAUAAAAGGUCAUGCAUGCCAAGCGGAGAUUUAUGUUCGACGCACACCGAUAGCUGACAUUCCUACAGAUACCGAUGGAUGCAGUGAUUGGGUGCAUAAAUUAUACCAGGAAAAAGAUCAGAUUUAUGAUUAUUUCCUUCGUCAUGAUACAUUCGAAGGAAAUGGCUUAGUUCGUGUUGAAAUUCCUCGAAAUUAUAAAGAUCUACUGAUUGAAUUGACCUGGAUGAUCAUUAUCGGUAUACCUUCCGUUAUUUACCUAUGCAAAUUCCUCUGGACAAGCACAUUUCUUGCCCAGUUCAUCUUCGUCAUCCUCGUCAUACUCGCAACUAUCGGUGUUCGAGCAAUGAUUGCGGUGACGGAAACUGAACGUGGUUCACAUUAUGGUGAAAAUCAAAAAGACAAAUGA
This is a messenger RNA of Adineta ricciae, 1803 nucleotides long. Lineage: Eukaryota; Metazoa; Rotifera; Eurotatoria; Adinetida; Adinetidae. The record is from the annotation of a GenBank genome assembly.